AUGGCUCCUAAUGGUACUGCUGCCCAACAGGCCGUCGUCUGUCAUGCUGGACUUGAUCUCAGGGUCGAAGACAGAGAGGUUCCAGCUCCCAAGCCUGAAGAGGUUCAGAUCAAGGUAGCAAUGACUGGCUUGUGUGGAUCCGAUCUCCACUACUAUCUGCACGGUGCCAACGGUGCUUUCAAGAUCCAAAAGCCUCUCGUCUUGGGACACGAAGCCUGUGGCAUCAUCACUUCUCUCGGCUCCUCUGUGAAUCCCGCUCUCAAUCUCAACGUCGGCGACCGCGUCGCGAUGGAAGUCGGUGUCUACUGCAAAGCUUGCAAGCAGUGCAGACGGGGACGAUACAAUUUGUGCGCAAAGAUGAGGUUUGCGAGCUCUGCAAAGACCUUCCCGCAUCUGGAUGGUACAUUGAGAGAGGUCAUGACUUGGCCCGCUGAUUUGGUAUACAAACUCCCGCCUGACCUCGAACUUCCCCUCGCUGCCCUUGCCGAGCCCCUCUCCGUCGUCCUUCAUGCCUACCGUCGAGCUCAGCUCACUCCCGGCGCUCGUGUCCUCAUCAUCGGUGCGGGUGCCGUCGGUCUCCUCACCUGUGCCCUUGCCCGGGCCUCUGGCUGUACAUCGGUCGUGGCUGUCGAUAUCGAACAAGGCAAGCUUGACUUUGCCAAGGAGCAACAAUGGGCGACGGACGUCUUUGCAUUGCCUAAAGGCCCGAGAGUCAGUGGGUUGGAAGCGUUGGAAGUCGCUGGCGGUCAUUGGGAGGCUUUACAGAAGAGCCAGGCCGUCCAGAGUAUCGAAGGACUGGAAGAUGGGUUUGACGCGGUGUUUGAGUGUACAGGUGUUGAGAGUUGUAUGCAGAUGGCUCCCAUGGCCGCUGCUAUCGGUACUAAAGUUUUGUUUGUCGGUAUGGGAACCAAAGUCCUCUCCCUCCCUACUGGCCCAUCCCUAUUGUCUGAAGUCGACCUCAUCGGCGUUUUCCGGUACUGCAACACCUACCCCGACGCCCUUGCUCUUCUUGCUUCCGGAAAGCUGGGCGAUGUGAGUAAGAUGGCUAGCCAUUACUAUGCGUUGGAGGAUGCCGAGGUGGCAUUUGAGGAUCUGAAGCGAGGCAAGGAUAAGAAUGGCAGGACGGUGAUCAAGCCCAUGGUCGGAAACCUCGAGCUUUGCGGCAUCCAAAAGUAG
Messenger RNA from Cryptococcus amylolentus CBS 6039, 1176 nucleotides. RefSeq lists its product as hypothetical. The transcript has 5 exons. The coding region runs from base 1 to 1176 and encodes 391 amino acids. Gene Ontology annotation, molecular function: zinc ion binding; L-iditol 2-dehydrogenase (NAD+) activity. Lineage: Eukaryota; Fungi; Basidiomycota; Tremellomycetes; Tremellales; Cryptococcaceae. The record is from RefSeq and is a predicted model, not a curated record. Gene Ontology annotation, biological process: D-sorbitol catabolic process.